Messenger RNA from Alternaria rosae, 2033 nucleotides. Its product is annotated as tryptophan synthase beta subunit-like PLP-dependent enzyme. The record is from RefSeq and is a predicted model, not a curated record. Gene Ontology annotation, molecular function: cystathionine beta-synthase activity; cysteine synthase activity. NCBI's taxonomy places the organism in Eukaryota, Fungi, Ascomycota, Dothideomycetes, Pleosporales, Pleosporaceae. The transcript has 7 exons. Bases 374 to 1963 code for a protein of 529 amino acids. Gene Ontology annotation, cellular component: cytoplasm.
CACCAUGCCAUCCAAUGAACCCCAUCACGGAACUUUUUGUGUUGCGCGCUCGUCCGUAAACUAUAGUUAUACGUCUUGGCCUUUGCGGGAUGUCCCUUGGCUGCAGCGGGAAUCCUACCGUACGAAUCCCACUUCGGUUUUAAUUUCGCUCCAGCACUAGCACCCAUGAAGUGACACCGAUGAGCACCUUCGUCGUCGCAACUUGCAUGAUACCCACGCAAUUACAUCCUGGUGCUGUAGAUCUUUUGGUUCAAUAUCGACUUUGACGGGCAGGUUCCGAUGUAUCACCGCGAAAGCACUCAGAUAAAGAGCAGUCCGCUCCAGCGCUCGGGCUUUACUCGCACCGUGUCGUACAGCUUUUGUUCACUUCAACAUGGUCUCACGGAAUUAUUUGAACGCCUACUCUGGGCCCGAUGCUCUUCAAAAUUACUUUGAUCCUGACCGCACACCUAUGAUUCCUCUCGUUGAGAUUCCACCAAGCUUGAAUCCGUACUACAACGAUGGUGUUAGGAUACAUGCGAAGAUGAUGUCUAUGCAUCCCUCAAACAAUGUCAAGAUUAUGCCCGCGUUGAACAUGUUGACCAAAGAGGUCCACCCGGAGAAGUCCAAGACAGUAGUUGAGUACAGUUCGGGAUCUACUGUCAUAUCUCUAGCAUUGGUAUCUCGUAUCAACCACGGGAUACAAGAUGUUCGCGCCUUCUUGAGUAACAAAACUUCGGCUCCAAAACUUAGGCUCAUGCAAUUCUUUGGGCUGGACAUUACGCUUUUUGGCGGUCCUUCCCAACCAGAACCACAUGACGAACGCGGCGGCAUACAUCGAGCUAGAAUCAUGGCCGAAAAGGAUGAAGCAAUUCUCAACGUCAACCAAUACGAAAACGACGCAAACUGGCAAUCGCACGUCAAAUGGACCGGACCGCAAAUCCAUCAACAACUACCAAACAUCCGUCUCAUGUGCGCAGGCAUGGGUACGUCUGGGACGAUGACAGGGCUCGGCCAAUAUUUCAAGUCGGCGAAGCCGUCUGUGGUUCGAUUAGGUGUGUGCACCGCCGCCGGCGAUCGAGUUCCAGGACCUAGAUCUCUCGCUCUUUUGAGCCCUGUCGAGUUCCCAUGGCGCGACUCCGUCGAUGCCAUUGAGGAGGUGGGGUCCAAUGAUGCUUUCAGUCUAUCCCUGGCGCUCUGCCGCGCAGGUCUGAUCUGCGGUCCAUCCUCAGGGUUCAAUUUGCAAGGGCUUUUCAAUUAUCUCAAAAAGCGAAAGAAUGAUGGCACAUUGUCCGACCUGGCCGAUGCCAAUGGCAUCAUCGACUGCGCAUUCGUGGCCUGCGAUGGCCCAUAUCAGUACAUCGAUGAAUAUUUCGACAAGCUUGGAAGUUCCGCCUUUCGACCUAUACACAACGAGAAUCUCACCGCAGUCGACCUGUACCGCUACGACGAAGCAUGGGAACUCACACCUACACGAGCGCUAUCGCAGUUUGCCGAUUCUGUCGACAGGGACAAUGGUGCCGUCCUGCUCGAUCUGAGGAAGCCAGAGGACUUCGUCACUAGUCACAUCCCAGGAUCGUAUAACCUACCGCUACAAAGCCUAAAUGCCUCCACACCAAGCCCGUUCUCGGAUGCCGCGGUUCUCGAGAAGCAAUGGAAAGAGUUGGAAUCAACAUUCACCAACGAGCGCAUCAGUGCGCACGACCUUGCUGGCAAAGAUGUAUAUAUUGUCUGCUACGGCGGUGACACGGCCCGCGUUGCAACGAGUGUGCUCCGCGCCAAAGCCAUCUCAGCAAGAAGCGUCAAAGGUGGCAUCACCGCAUUGCGGGAGGAGCUUCCGCAUCUUCAGAUGACCGAACGUGGGAGAGGUUUGGUACAGCAAGAUUGGCUGAAGUCCCCGGAUAUCGCCGUGACAGAACUACGAGCCGAUUCGUUGUCUCCGCAAAUCCGGGGUGAUGAUGGGAUUGCGGUGCAGGUCAGGUAGCGAUAAAUUCCAAUAAGUCGAGAACAUUCGCAUAACAAAUGCUUCCAAAAAUCAAACUCAUGAGCCUCAA